ACUUGUACUUGUCAGUUCACAAAGCUGUCAUUUCUGGUAGUUAUGUAUAAGCAGCAGAGGUGAGGAAUUCUGUAUUAUAUAUGAAGUGGUUUCCUUUUUAGAAGAUGCUUCAGAGCUCAAAACAUUUCACAGAAGUGGUAUGACAGAGAUGUAGCCAUGCUCCUGAAGGACACUGUGGAGACCUGAGGAGGAAAUAUUCACCCCCAGCUGGUGUCGGGUCUCAGCGGUUUUACCAAUGGCUUACCUGACCCAGUCAGUUCAACUGCAGUUUGCUGGUCUGGUACUUGGGUUUGUAGGAUGGACAAUUGCAGCCUCCAUUUCUGGGGUGAAUGACUGGAGGAUAUGGUAUGUAGACAAUCAGACGGUCGUCACCGGAGGAUUGGCCUGGGUUGGUGUGUGGCGGGUGUGUUUCAACAGCCACGUUUUGGACUCGACUGAGAUCUGCAAAAGCAUCAGCUUUACCGAUUCAUUCACUCCACCAGAAAUAGCAGCCGCCCAGGUACUUUGCAUGGUUACUAUUGGCGUGGGGUUGGUCGCAAACUUGUUGGCAGGACAUGCGGUGAGAAAUGCCACUUUUGGAGUUGACAAGGGCCAUCUCAGAUUGACCUUUGUGAUCGCGGGUUCCUUGUACUGGCUGACUGCAGUGUGUUCGCUGGUCCCUGUGUUUUGGAAUAUGUAUUCUGUGCUGGCGAAUCUCACUAUAGACUUCCCGCCUGACUUCUACUUGCCUUCUGCUCCAGUAAAACAGGAAGUUGGUCCAGGGAUUGGGAUUGGGAUCGGUUCAGGUUGCCUGCUCAUUGUGAGUGGACUACUCGUAAUGUGCUACAGGUAUCCCAUAACCAGGAUGCCUAAGAAUGAACAUUCUGACAAAAAUCCAAGGGAUGAAGGCUUUCUUGGUGUAAUUAAAGAGAGUAUGGAUGAGGGGGUGAUCAACCCAGCCUAUGAAUCAGAGAAGCUUUAAUAAUAAAGCUCUUCUAUCACUCUAUGGAAGGACAUUGAAGGCUCUUAUAUAUCUGAAGACCAUAAAUCUAAAUUAAUUUAAAUACGGUUAUUUAAGUGAAUGUAAUGUAAUUAUAUGAUCAUUAAAGUGACUGAGAGAUAAACAGAAAUAAAUGCAAGCACUUUGAAGCCAUUUUAUUGGUAUGAAAUUGUCUAUAAGAGAUUAUAUAACACUGGACUUUUAAAGUUGUCUAAUUAUUGUUACAUUAUGUGCAGGACAUGCAAUGCUAUAAGAGUAUGCUCAACUAAAUGUCUGUAAUGUAUGUGUGUAUAUAUAUAUAUAUACCAUUUACCACCAUUUUAAAGCUUGGGGUCAGUACGGUUUUUAAAUGCUUUUGAAAGAAGUCUCGCUUUUAAGUGAUAAAAACUCACAUGAUUUUUAAAAGAGUUAAUAUUUUUGUGGAAACUUAUUACUUUUUAAAGAUCCUUUAAUAAACAGAACAAAAUUUAUUGUAUUUUUUUGUGUGUGUAACAAGGUAGAAGUUUUUACUGUCACUUGCAAAAAAUAUGAUAAAAACAGUUAAAAACAAAUUAAAACAGUUUUCUAAUAUAUAUAUACAUAUGUAUACAUUCCUUAGGAUCCUUUAAUAAAUAAAUAAAACAGCAUUUAUUUGAAAUCUAAUUUUUGUGUAAUAGUGUAGAAGUCUUUACUGUCACUUGCGAAAAAUAUGCGAUAAACUAAUAAAAAAAGUUUUCAAAUGAUAUAUAUAUUUAUUUAGUUUUAGGAUCCUUUACUAAAUAAAAAAACAUUUAUUUGAAAUGUAAUUUUAAGUAACAAAGUCUUUACUGUCACUUGCGAUAUGUCACUGUCACUUACAGAAAAUAUAAAAACAGCAGUAAACGGUAAUAAAAACAAAUAAAAUUUAAUAUUAGUGCUGCAAAUGAUUAAUCGUGAUUAAUCGCAUCCAAAAUUAAUAAAAAUAUG
Molecule: messenger RNA, 1924 nt
Organism: Labeo rohita (rohu)
Lineage: Eukaryota; Metazoa; Chordata; Actinopteri; Cypriniformes; Cyprinidae
Gene: cldn34a
Product: claudin 34a
Exons: 2
Coding region: 236-961 (241 amino acids)
Biological process (GO): bicellular tight junction assembly; cell adhesion
Cellular component (GO): plasma membrane; bicellular tight junction
Molecular function (GO): structural molecule activity
Source: RefSeq, a predicted model, not a curated record